AUGGGUGAUGCUGGUGUCGACAUUGGGAAUAUUAGCAGUCCUUGUGGCAAGGAUGAUGAUGGGGUGGCACUUAAACAUACUUUCCUUCUGUUCUUUAAUUCUGCUAAAUAUAUGUCUUUCUUUUUUUUACCCUGCAAUAAUAUUCCUUUGUUUUGUUUAUUCAUCACUGGCAUUUCUUUCUUUCUUUCAUUCUUUAUUUCUUUCUUUCUUUCUUUCUUUCUUUCUUUCUUUCUAACGACUUCUUUUCUCUUGUAUAUUUUCUUUCUUUCAUUCUUUCUUUGUUUCUUUUAUUCCAGCAAUCUCUUUUCUUCUACAUCUUUCUUUCUUACUUUUAUUCCAGCAAUCUCUUUUCUUCUACAUCUUUCUUUCUUUCUUUCUUUCUUUCUUUCUUUCUUUCUUUCUUUCUUUCUUUCUUUCUUUCUUUCCAACGAUUGCUUUUCGCUUGUAUAUUUUCUUUCUUUCUUUCUUUCUUUCUUUCUUUCUUUCUUUCUUUCUUUCUUUCUUUCUUUCUUUCCAGCAAUCUUUUUUCUUCUAAAUCUUUCUUUCUUUCUUUCUUUCUUUCUUUCUUUCUUUCUUUCUUUCUUUCUUUCCAGCAAUCUCUUUUCUUCUAAAUCUUUCUUUCUUUCUUUCUUUCUUUCUUUCUUUCUUUCUUUCUUUCUUUCCAACGACUUCUUUUCUCUUGUAUAUUUUCUUUCUUUCUUUCUUUCUUUCUUUCUUUCUUUCUUUCUUUCUUUCUUUCUUUCCAGCAAUUUCUUUUCUUCUACAUCUUUCUUUCUUUCUUUCUUUCUUUCUUUCUUUCUUUCUUUCUUUCUUUCUUUUCUUUCUUUCCAGCAAUUUCUUUUCUUCGGUAUCUUUUCUUUCUUUCUUUCUUUCUUUCUUUCUUUCUUUCUUUCUUUCUUUCUUUCUUUCUUUCUUUCCAGCAAUUUCUUUUCUUCGGUAUCUUUUCUUUCUUUCUUUCUUUCUUUCUUUCUUUCUUUCUUUCUUUCUUUCUUUCCAGCAAUUUCUUUUCUUCGGUAUCUUUUCUUUCUUUCUUUCUUUCUUUCUUUCUUUCUUUCUUUCUUUCUUUCUUUCUUUCUUUCUUUCUUUCUUUCCAGCAAUUUCUUUUCUUCUGUAUCUUUUCUUUCUUUCUUUCUUUCUUUCUUUCUUUCUUUCUUUCUUUCUUUCUUUCUUUCUUUCUUAAUCUUAGCCUUGUUUUCAUCAUUUCCCUUCGUUUUUCUUAUUCAGUUUAUUCUUUCUUCGGAUUUCUCAUUGCAACGCAUUUCACUACUUUUCUAUCAAACAAUCUUUUUCCUUCCCUUCUUAAAUUCUCCCGUUUCUAACCUUUCAGACCUAACGCCAAGAUUACUUAGAUCAAAACUUAUUCCAAAAUGUUCUUCCACCCUUAUCUUUCUUUUCCUACUAUCCGUUUUAUAUGAAAUGUUUUUCCUUGUCUUUACACUCUCAAAGGCUGAAUAUUUAUUUUCUUACUCUUUCUUUACUGCUUUCUUUCUAUCUUUCUUUAAUCAUUUGCUUGUUUCUUUCUUUCUUUUCUUAUCUGAUGUUCCUAUUCCCCCCUUCUUUUUUGUACGUGUAUUAGUUACUCUUAUUACUUUUAUUUCCUUUCCUUUUAACUCUGUUUUCUUCUUCUCUUAA
Acanthosepion pharaonis is the source of this 1632-nucleotide messenger RNA. Lineage: Eukaryota; Metazoa; Mollusca; Cephalopoda; Sepiida; Sepiidae. The record is from the annotation of a GenBank genome assembly.